Nematolebias whitei (Rio pearlfish) is the source of this 936-nucleotide messenger RNA. RefSeq names its product odorant receptor 131-2-like. Gene Ontology annotation, biological process: G protein-coupled receptor signaling pathway. Gene Ontology annotation, cellular component: membrane. Gene Ontology annotation, molecular function: G protein-coupled receptor activity. Bases 40 to 936 code for a protein of 298 amino acids. Lineage: Eukaryota; Metazoa; Chordata; Actinopteri; Cyprinodontiformes; Rivulidae. The record is from RefSeq and is a predicted model, not a curated record. The transcript has 2 exons.
CUUUCUGUCCAGCUCGUGCUCGUCAGAGACACGUUCGCCAUGGCGUUUGUGAAGAACCUGAUCCUGGUUCUGGUCUGGCUCAUCCUCACGUACAUCAGCAGCACUUUGGUCGUCACUUUUUUCAGACACCAGAUCUUUUACGAUGAUCCUCGUUACAUCCUCUUCAUCCACAUGGUGGUAAACGACGGCGUCCAGCUGACGGUGACCAUCACUCUCUUCAUCCUCAGCUACAUUUUCUACAAGAUCAACGUCUCCUUCUGCUGCUUCUUCAUCCUGGUGGCGGUGUUCACCACCAGGAACACUCCCGUUAACUUAGCUAGCAUGGCCAUAGAGCGCUACGUUGCCAUUUGUCAUCCCUUGCGGUACUCCCAGAUCUGCACGGUGAGGAGGACCUACAUGGUGAUCGGGUUGAUUUGGUUCAUCUGCAUGGCUCCCGACAUAACAGACCUGUUCGUGACGCUGGCAACCGAGCCGCUGAGCUUCUUCCACGAGUCGGUGUUCUGCUUACGUCAGAACGUGUUCAAAGACGCGAUCCUGGCUGAGAAAAGGAAAGCCUUCGACAUCAUCUAUUUCUCCUGCGUGUUUCUGACUCUGGUCUUCACCUACCUGAGGAUCUUGUUCGCAGCCAGGGCCCUCUCCACAGAAAGAACGUCGGCCAAGAAAGCCCGAAACACCAUCCUGCUUCAUGGAGUCCAGCUGGCCAUGUGCAUGCUCUCCUACAUCUCCCCGAGCGUGGAGGUCAUUCUGCACAUCAUUUUCCCGGGUCGUACCCUUGAGAUCAGGUUUGCAAACUACCUGAUUGUCUACAUGCUGCCUCGGUUCCUGAGCCCGAUCAUUUACGGCGUCAGAGACCAGAAAUUCAGGAAGUAUUUCAGGAUGUAUCUUCUGUGCUCCAGGUGCAAGAAAACAGGCCCAGGGGUCAAAGACUGCAUGUGA